AUGGAUUCUUUUGAAACUAUUACUAUCGCGUCGUCUCCUGGGUCUGAGACGACGAGCGUACCAGUCUCGCAUGAGAUCGGCGAUACCAGUCGAACGUUCUGUGUGAUCGCGCAGCGACCUUUCGUCAACUCGCAGACAGAGGUGGAGUCCGUCCCGGUCGACGCUGAGGUGUUCAGCACGAGCAGGACGUUCUGCGUUAUUGCGUAG
Molecule: messenger RNA, 207 nt
Organism: Fomitiporia mediterranea MF3/22
Lineage: Eukaryota; Fungi; Basidiomycota; Agaricomycetes; Hymenochaetales; Hymenochaetaceae
Product: pheromone-like peptide
Exons: 1
Coding region: 1-207 (68 amino acids)
Source: RefSeq, a predicted model, not a curated record